Molecule: messenger RNA, 2540 nt
Organism: Chelmon rostratus (copperband butterflyfish)
Lineage: Eukaryota; Metazoa; Chordata; Actinopteri; Chaetodontiformes; Chaetodontidae
Product: class I histocompatibility antigen, F10 alpha chain-like
Exons: 8
Coding region: 72-1142 (356 amino acids)
Biological process (GO): immune response
Cellular component (GO): external side of plasma membrane
Source: RefSeq, a predicted model, not a curated record
UGAUCAUCGAGGAGGAAGGAGUACAUCUGUUUGUCCGAAUAAAGAAACAUCAGUCGUUAUUCUGGCUUUAGAUGCGACAGUUCGUAGUGAGGACUUUGGUUUUUCUGGUUCUCCUGGGAGCAGGUCUACAUGGGGCGGCGGCAGUGGCUCGCUCUCUGAAGUAUUUCUACACUGCUUCUUCUGGAGUCCCAAACCUCCCAGAGUUUGUGGCUGUUGGGAUGGUUAAUGACGUUCAGAUCGAUCACUAUGACAGCAACACCAGGAAAAACGUACCCAAACAGGACUCGAUUAGAGACACAGCAGAUGAUCCAGACUACUGGGAGGGGGAGACUAAAAAACGAAUGAACGACCAGCAGGUCUUCAAAGACAACAUUGAAUUUCUGAAGCAGCGCUUCAACCAAACUGGAGGUGUCCACAUUUACCAGAGGAUGGUCGGCUGUGAGUGGGACAAUGAGACUGGAGUGGUUAAUGGUUAUGAUCAGUUUGGUUAUGAUGGAGAAGACUUCAUCUCAUUUGACCUGAAGACAGAGACAUACAUCGCUGCAAAACAACAAGCUGUCAUCACCAAAUGGAAGUGGGAAAAUGACAAAGCUUGGAUAACAAAUAACAAAGACUACCUGACCCAGAUCUGUCCUAAGUGGCUGAAGAAGUAUGUGAACGAUGGGAACAUCUCUCUGCUGAGAACAGAGCUCCCCUCAGUGUCUCUCCUCCAGAAGACUCCCUCCUCUCCAGUCAGCUGCCACGCUUCAGGUUUCUACCCUAACAGAUCCUCACUCGUCUGGAGGAAAGAUGGAGAGGAGCUUCACGAGGGCGUGGAGCUCGGAGAGAUCCUCCCCAACCACGAUGGAACCUUCCAGAUGAGCGCUGACCUGAAACCUUCAGCGUCUGAAGACUGGGGGAAGUACGAAUGUGUGUUUCAUCUCCCUGGUGUGAAGGACGUCGUCACCAGACUGGACAAAGCAGUGAUCAGGAGCAACGGGGAGAGUCCUGUUUACAUUUACAUCAUUGUUGCAGUGGUUGUUCUCGCUCUCGUCCUCAUCGCUGCCGUUGGAUUCAUGAUUUACAAAAAGAAGAACGCCAAACGCCCUCCAUCUCCUAUAAACAACCCUGAGGUCUUGGUUGAACUGAAUCCACAAGCCUGAAAGACAAACACAGCAACAGCACCCUGAACACAGUUUCUGGAUAAAUUUUGCAACAAGGAGCGCUGCCUCCACGUUCUCCUCCAUAAACUGGGAUUUCAUUGGUUAUUCAUCCUCAUAUCAUACAGUGAUAGAAUCAGGGUUGGGAAUCUCGUCGUUGAUGCUUAUUGAUCAGAAUACAAAGAAAACAAAAAAAGUAGCUGACAGAUAUUUUACACAUAUGAUCAAACGUAAAUGGUGACAUGAAAUGAUUUUGAUGGUUUUGUUUCAAAUAACAAAGUGGAAUUUUCUUCUGAUAAAAUGUUUGAUUCAAUGUUGGUGAAUCAAACCAGGAUCAGCCUCAUUUUUCUCACUUGGAGAGAAGUAAAACACAAUAUUCAAGAAAAUGAAAGCAUCACGGCACUCUUCAUACAUCCAUCAUCAAGAUUUAUUCAUCUAAAACAAAUCAGAGUUAGUGUUUCAUACUCAAGGUGUUGGUGGUUUGUGUUUAUGUAAAUCUAUCUCUCUCUCUCUCACACACACACAUUCAUGCAUUCCCAUUUUAAUUUUCAUACAAUCUGGUGAUGUGAUGACAUUUAACUUAAAAAAAUAGUUUUCUGCUCUGUUUAUAGUGAGAAAGACAUUCUUUGGCUCUCUGGUUGUUUUAGAUCACUGGAGGCAACACAGCAAAUCAAUGAGCAACAUCUAAAAACAUGCUCCGUAAACUGGACAGCCUCAGCUGGCUGUAGGUUCCAGUGUUAACGGCUCUCUGUCCUGCUGAUCAACUGUAGUCCAGCUCUCGCCCUCUGUGACUGGCUUUGACUCCAGUCCUCUGCGACUCUCUGCAGGAUCAGCUGGAUGGGAAAUGGAUGGAUGCAGUUUCGUAUCAAUGUGGUGAAUCUUUUAUUUAUUGAACAUGUUUCCAUCUGGUUACUGUUACAUCUCAAAAAGCCACUUCUGUGCACAUACAUAAUGUGAUUUCCAGUUGUGUAAAUAGUUUGUAUGUUUAUUUGAAACUGAAAACGUUAAGAUUUUGUUGUUUUUCCAAGCUGGUUGAAGCUAAUAAAAAUGUAUAUUUUUGAGUCUUUUCUUAGCAAACCAGGAGUAUCUUGUUGUUUUUUGUUUCAUAAUAUCCAUCUUUUGAUCUGUUGUGGAACAUUGUUCUAUUUUUGGUUUCUUAAAGUCUUGUGAAAGUUUUAAGCUUCUCUGCACGCUGAUGGAAAUCUUCCUCUACAUAUUUCCUGCUAGUUUUUAGGGAGGUGGAACAUUUUUGUUUUAAAGAUGAAAAUAAAUUAAAGAACAAUGCUGAGACUCACUUCUUGUGUUGAGUUCAGCAGCUGAAUGUCAAAUAAAGUUGCCCUGAUGUUUCUUUCCUUUUGUACUGUUACUCAUGAAUAAAGUUCGCAAUGCUUCAAAUUUCUA